This is a messenger RNA of Vitis riparia (riverbank grape), 2556 nucleotides long. RefSeq names its product calcium-dependent protein kinase 8-like. The transcript is spliced from 8 exons. Lineage: Eukaryota; Viridiplantae; Streptophyta; Magnoliopsida; Vitales; Vitaceae. Gene Ontology annotation, cellular component: cytoplasm; nucleus. The record is from RefSeq and is a predicted model, not a curated record. Gene Ontology annotation, biological process: peptidyl-serine phosphorylation; protein autophosphorylation; intracellular signal transduction. Gene Ontology annotation, molecular function: calmodulin binding; calcium ion binding; ATP binding. The coding region runs from base 414 to 2216 and encodes 600 amino acids.
UCUCUCUGUCGUUGAAUCUUCUGAGAGAAUAUUUGAGAGGAGAGAGAAAGGAGGGAGAGAAAGAGAAAGGGUUGGGAGUGAUGAGCUUUUAAUCCUUUAAUGUUAUUGUGCAUGAUGGGUUCGCCGCAUUGAAUUCCUCAGUUUCACCUUCUUCCUCCGUCCCCAACCUCUUCUUUUCCAUACCCAUCUGAGUUUUCCUUGGAUUUUCCUCAUUUUACAUCCCCCAAAAAGAAACAAAGGUUUUUUUCCUUUGAAAAAUCCUUGUUGGGUUUUUGCAGUUUCAUGAUAAUUAAAAAAACUGUCUUUUUCAUGCAAAAUUGUGCACACCCAGAUGGGUUUCCUCUGAUUUUCUCAUUUUGCACCCGAAUGAAAAUUUCACCGUAAACAAAGAAAGAAAAUAAAAAGAAAAAGGAAUGAAAUCCUCGGUGGGUUUGUUUUUCUUUGACAUUGUUAAAGUUCUGUCUAUUUCUUACAAUUCCAUUUGUUUUCAAGCUUCCAAAGUCUUCCAUGGUCCUCGGAGAUUUUUCUCAGCAGCACACAUUUUCUUUUGUUCUUGCAAGGAAAGUUUUAACUUUGAUUGGUUUCUCGUUCCCUGCUCAGAAACAUCAGAUUUUUGCUUCUGUUUGAUUGAUUUGAGGCAUUUGAUCAUGGGAAAUUGCUGUGCGUCACCUGGUUCUGAGAAAGAAAAGAAGAAAGAAAACCCAUAUUUAAUUGAUUACAAUGUGCUUCACGGAUCUGUCAGUAGGAACAGGGGCCCGGUUCUGAAAGACCCAACUGGGCGUGACAUUUCUCUCAAAUACGAGCUCGGACGCGAGAUGGGGAGAGGGGAAUUUGGGGUAACGUAUAUGUGUACUGAGAAAUCCACAAACGAAAAGUAUGCCUGCAAAUCGAUAGCAAAGAAGAAGCUUAGAACUGCUGUAGAUAUCGAGGACGUGAGAAGAGAGGUGCAGAUUAUGAAGCGUUUGCCUAAGCACCCGAAUAUUGUGUCGUUGAAAGACACAUUUGAGGACGAGAAUGCCGUUCAUAUUGUGAUGGAAUUGUGUGAAGGCGGAGAAUUGUUCGAUAGGAUUGUUUCGAGGGGGCAUUACACUGAGCGGGCGGCUGCAGGUGUCAUGAGGACAAUUGUGGAAGUUGUGCAGAUCUGUCACAAGCAUGGAGUGAUGCAUCGUGAUCUCAAGCCAGAGAACUUUCUGUUUGCAAACAAAAAGGAAGCUGCCCCCUUAAAGACAAUUGAUUUCGGGUUGUCAGUCGACUUUAAACAUGGCGAACGAUUUUCUGAGAUAGUGGGCAGUCCUUAUUACAUGGCUCCUGAGGUUCUGAAACACAAUUAUGGCCCAGAGAUUGAUAUCUGGAGUGCAGGAGUUAUCCUAUACAUUUUACUUUGUGGCAUUCCACCUUUCUGGGCAGAAACUGAACAAGGGGUAGCACAGGCAAUUAUUCGUGCAGUUGUUGAUUUUAAGAGAGACCCUUGGCCUAAAGUUUCUGAUAAAGCAAAAGAACUUGUGAAGAAAAUGCUUGAUCCAGACCCUAAAAAGCGGCUUACAGCUCAGGAAGUGCUUGAUCACCCAUGGUUACAAGAUGCCAAGAGCGUUCCCAAUGUUUCUUUAGGUGAGUCUGUGAAGGCAAGGCUCAAACAAUUUUCCAUGAUGAACAAGCUCAAAAAGAAAGCCUUGCAGGUGAUGGCAGAACAUCUAUCCAUGGAGGAAGUUGCUGGAAUAAAGGAGGCAUUCAAAACAAUGGAUAUCAACAACAGAGGCCAGAUAAACCUUGACGAGCUUAGGACUGGAUUGCACAAGCUUGGCCAACCAAUUCCUGAUUCAGAUCUUCAAAUCCUAAUGGAAGCUGCUGAUCUUGAUGGAGAUGGAACUCUGAAUUAUGCAGAGUUUGUUGCGGUUUCAAUUCACAUUAAAAAGAUAACAAAUGAGGAACACCUGCACAAGGCUUUUGCAUUCUUUGAUCAAAACCAGAGUGGUUACAUAGAGAUUGAAGAGCUACGAAAUGUCUUAGCUGAUGAACUUUCCACUAACAGUGAGGAAGUGAUCAAUGCCAUUAUGCAUGAUGUUGACACUGAUAAGGAUGGGCGCAUAAGCUACGAGGAGUUUGCUGCAAUGAUGAAGGCUGGUACAGAUUGGAGAAAAGCAUCGAGGCAAUAUUCACGAGAACGAUUCAACACUCUCAGCUUGAAGUUGAUGAGGGAUGGGAGGGAUGGGCAAUGAGGGUGAAUGUUGAGUUCCAGAAAAUUAUUAUUCUUACUGUUAAAAAAAUUUCCUUUCCCCCAUGCGGCCUUUUGGGGCAAUGUAGGAUUGGGCUGAGGGUGUCGAUAUCAUUUCAAGUAGCUGUGCUUAGGCUUUCUUUGUUCAGAGAUAGUUGCAGGAUAAGAGAAUUAGUGUCAAUUGUGGACCACAAUGGUUGUAAAUAUUUGAAUUUUGCAAUAAGGCUCUUUCCAUUGAAAAUUAUUGUCUAUCUUGUGCUGUUGAUGACAGGAGUCUCAUGACCUCUUUGUUGUCAUGUUUGUCUUUUUCAAUUUUCAAUAUAGAAAUACUAAACAUUCCUUGA